GUGUUCAUCGAUUUCCUGCUGAACCGCGUGAAGGCCGCCACCCCGACCGCCAAGAAGCCCGAUCUCGAGAAGGCCAAGAAGGUGAUCAAGGACGCCCGCAAGUGCAACGACGAGCUUGGCGACUACCAGACGGACCCCUCGCCGUCGAUGGAGGGGAUGCGGAAGGCGUGCACGUCCAUGAAGGGGGUGUUUGCGAGCGGCAGGCAGCUCAAGAUCCUCGACAACUGA
Messenger RNA from Prorocentrum cordatum, 228 nucleotides. The record is from the annotation of a GenBank genome assembly. Lineage: Eukaryota; Dinophyceae; Prorocentrales; Prorocentraceae.